Messenger RNA from Fulvia fulva, 294 nucleotides. RefSeq lists its product as uncharacterized. The transcript has a single exon. NCBI's taxonomy places the organism in Eukaryota, Fungi, Ascomycota, Dothideomycetes, Mycosphaerellales, Mycosphaerellaceae. Bases 1 to 294 code for a protein of 97 amino acids. The record is from RefSeq and is a predicted model, not a curated record.
AUGUACGCUCUCAACGCACUGUACGCCAAUGCGGAGACAUAUCCAUUCACGGACGAGGACUAUGCGAUUCAGGAGAAGAUGAGUAGCUACUGGGCUAACUUCGCGAAGACGCUGGAUCCUAAUUUGGGCGGGAGCUAUGGUGGUAAUGAAACUUUGGCGAAGUGGAGGCCUAAUGAGAAGAAUGGGACGCAGGUUGUGAUGGAGCUUGGGGAUGCGUUCGAGAGUGUGCCGAUCGCUGGGCCGGAGAGGGUGGAGUUUGUGAGGGAUUAUUUCGAGAGGCAGGCUGCGUAUUGA